This is a messenger RNA of Eimeria necatrix, 678 nucleotides long. RefSeq lists its product as hypothetical. Gene Ontology annotation, molecular function: mRNA binding. The record is from RefSeq and is a predicted model, not a curated record. Gene Ontology annotation, biological process: mRNA splice site recognition. The coding region runs from base 1 to 678 and encodes 225 amino acids. NCBI's taxonomy places the organism in Eukaryota, Apicomplexa, Conoidasida, Eucoccidiorida, Eimeriidae. The transcript is spliced from 9 exons. Gene Ontology annotation, cellular component: U2-type prespliceosome; U1 snRNP.
AUGAAUGAAAUGCGAGCGACGCUCGACUCCCUCAUGGGGAGGGACCGAAACGAAUAUGGCGCUAAUGCGAAGAAAGGCGCUUCUUUUAAAGCAGAUUCGGUCCAUAGGGUCUGCAAGUUCUAUUUGCUCGACUUCUGUCCCCAUGACCUUUUUCCGAACACACGGGUUGACCUUGGGCCGUGCGACAGGGAGCACAGAGCAGACUUGAAGGUUGCCUUUGAGACAGACCCUGAGAGGGAGUUUUACCAAGCCCUCUUCGAGAACGAGUUUGCUCGCUACCUGCAGCGGCUGGUGGACCAAAUGGAAAACCGAAUCAAAAGAGUGCAGCAGCGGAUUGACGCAAACAACCAGCCAGUGGAGCUCUCGAAGGAGAACGAGGAGCGCGUCAAUUCUAUGAAUGCCGAAAUUUCGGAGCUGCUGAAGCAGCAGGAUGAAGCUGGAUCAAAGGCAAGUCGCUUCCGAGGGUUUAGGGGAGAUAUCGACGCAGCAGAGAAACUUAACGAAAAGGUGGCUUUCCUGCAGCGGGAGGUGUCGAGGCUGAAGAAUCCGAACGCCGACAUUGCGACAAUCCGCGAGUCGCAGCUGCGCGUGGGUGUCUUUUCCAAAUUAGGGUCUGCACGACCUGCGGGGCCAUGCAGUCCACGGGCGACGCUCUCUGCCGCUUCGAGUCCCACGUGA